Messenger RNA from Megalopta genalis, 1928 nucleotides. RefSeq lists its product as uncharacterized. The record is from RefSeq and is a predicted model, not a curated record. Lineage: Eukaryota; Metazoa; Arthropoda; Insecta; Hymenoptera; Halictidae. Gene Ontology annotation, molecular function: growth factor activity. Gene Ontology annotation, cellular component: membrane.
UUUAAAUACGAGGUCAUGUUCGUUAUACUGAAAAUUGCCAAGUUUGACGAAAUGCAAGGACUUUGUAAAAUUUUUGUCGAGGAUACCGUUUGCAGCUAUCUCAAAUUUGAUCCUUCCCCUUUAAUUUAAAAAAAACUAAACGCUGCUGCGAUUUUUUUUCGCGACGUUACAGCACUUUGAAGUAGACCUUCCAUGUUUGUCAUCUAUCGCCGGCAUUGGCAUUUCAAAUAUUAUGAACGAUUGAUGGGGCAUUGAAAAACAUCGUUAUGUAAAUAAACAUCGUUAAAUGUAAUUUCCGCAAUUAUUGAAUGUCGCCAGUGACCAGAAAAUAUUUAGAAACAUUCCAUUGAGUACCGCGUUGCAACUCUUCGGUUUUUCCGUGGUGAACUUCCUUCCUUCAGAUACUGUUGAUGUUGCAUGUUCUGCGCCGACUAGUUACUUCGAAGGAGCACCUCUUUACAGAACACUGACAUAUAAGAUUGACGAGCGAAAGAAAUCGCAGCCAGGUUUCGUUUUUUGUUUUUUAAUUAGGGGAGAAAGAUCGAACUUCGUGUUACUGCAAACGGCAAUAUGACAAACAUGGGCUCGUAUUUAAAGGGUUACACUGAUGAGGAUACGUCAAACGUCAAAUCGAGAAACAGUAUCUUAAAGUAGAAGGUUCAAGCUUUAAUGUAAAAAAAAUAUCAUUGUCCUGCGUUGAUUGUUCAUUUAGUUGUCGUCGGUCAAAGUUGGCCAAUUUUUAUGAACAUCUCGAACCUCACUGAGACGCCAUUUUAUACUGCUUACUCUUAGAAGUCAUGUUAUGCGACUGCUAGCCUCCUGUAUUUUGCUCUGUAAUUUUACCUCUACAUUUCAUUAUAACACAGGAUUUAAAACCGUUUAUAAACCGAUAAACUAAUAAACUUUACCCACGAUUCUUAUUUAACCUCCAAUUGGUGGCGCACGCCAUUUUGUCGUCUUGUAACUUUGCAAAACGAGCUCUACAAAAUUUGGUCACCUCUAGAAUGUUAAUGGAUUACGGUCGCGUGAUACUCUGGAAACCACAAUGUUCGGUUAUAAAAAGGCAUAGCAGGAAAUAGCUACCACAGUGUAUGGUAUCGUUUUCCGUUGUGCAUAUCCAGCAGCAGUAUGGCUCUGUCUAGUGCGAUGAAAUUAAUACAGUUAUUUAUUGUGCAUUUACUACUUGUAUAUUCAGUAUUGGGGCGGUUUGAGAAUAAACUGAGGAUAGCAAAAACGGAGACUACUGAGCUAACUUACAAAGAAAGGGUAAUAGAUCGCGAGAAGUGCCACGACAUCCAAUGGCACGAAACAGACUGCAUGCCGCGGGAUACUUUCGUGAAGCUGAAACCAAAACUGGGAUUCUCCUAUCAUCCCGACAUCGUAAAAACGAAGGUAUGCACCGGUUUCUGCGAUACCAGAGUUACCUGCAUAGCAACGGAAACGAAAACCAGGGAGGUCCCGAUUUUGGCGGUUAAUCACGGUAUGUCUGGCGAUGACUACUGUUACAACAUCACCAUCGAGGAACACACGAUGUGCAAAUGCUUGUGCACCAUGAUGGAACAUCACUGCAACAAGGACCAAACGUACGACGAAGAUAAUUGUAGUUGCGAAUGCAACGCGAAUAAGUCGGACAGAUGGAAAUGCGAGAAACAGGAGAACAUGAUGUGGGACGAUGAGAAGUGCAUGUGCAGUUGCAAUAAGGUGACGGAGGAAUGCUCCAGCGGCUACUACUGGGUCCCGUCUGAGUGCAGGUGCAUGAAGCUCAUGUAGAAUGGCAUCUUCUGAUGUCCACCCCUGCCUGGAUCUCGAAAAAAACGAUUGGAAAUGCGUACCUAAUUCUUAACAGCUUAUGAAAAUGCAGUAAAUUCUCUCCAAUUGUCCCUCAGUUUGUAAACAAAAAUGGACGAUUUGGGAACGGGCGACACGAU